Erythranthe guttata (spotted monkey flower) is the source of this 1648-nucleotide messenger RNA. RefSeq names its product fructose-bisphosphate aldolase 3, chloroplastic. Gene Ontology annotation, molecular function: fructose-bisphosphate aldolase activity. Gene Ontology annotation, biological process: glycolytic process. The record is from RefSeq and is a predicted model, not a curated record. NCBI's taxonomy places the organism in Eukaryota, Viridiplantae, Streptophyta, Magnoliopsida, Lamiales, Phrymaceae.
GAUUGUCUACAAGCUGACUGUGUACGAGUCUCCGAUAUAAACAAGAAAAACUACGGCUUCUUUCUCCGCCUUUUAAUAAUUAAAUAAAAUAAUAAAAUAAAAAUAAAGCUAACCUCAUUUGCCCUUCCUAUACACGAAGAGCUUCCCCCUCCUCUCUCUCUCUUAUUUAUUCUCUCUUUCUCUCUCUAAUUUUGGUCACACAAAAAAAACAAGAGAGAGUGAUGGCGUGCUCAAGUGUGGUCAAAUUGAACGCCGCCUCCUCAUCGUGGACCGCCGGCCAGAAGUCCGUCGUCAACCAGCGCCCUGGAUCGGCAUCGCGAUUCCCCGCCCGCCGCGUCUCCGUCGUCCGCGCCGGAUCUUACACCGAUGAACUCAUUAAAACCGCCAAAUCAAUUGCAUCUCCAGGCCGUGGAAUUCUUGCAAUCGAUGAAUCGAAUGCGACCUGCGGAAAGAGGUUGGAUUCGAUAGGACUUGAUAACACGGAAACAAACAGACAGGCAUAUAGACAGCUUCUGUUGACCACCCCUGGCCUGGGUGAAUAUAUAUCCGGAGCAAUUCUCUUUGAGGAGACGCUCUACCAAUCAACUACAGAUGGAAAGAAGUUUGUUGAUUGUUUGUCCGAUCAGAAUAUCGUACCUGGUAUCAAAGUUGAUAAGGGUCUGGUUCCCUUACCAGGAUCGAACAACGAAUCUUGGUGCCAGGGAUUAGAUGGACUUGCUUCACGUUCUGCUGAAUACUAUAAGCAAGGAGCUCGUUUUGCAAAAUGGAGAACUGUUGUUAGCAUACCAUGCGGUCCUUCUGCUUUGGCUGUUAAAGAAGCAGCUUGGGGUCUUGCUCGUUAUGCUGCUAUUUCUCAGGAUAACGGUCUAGUGCCUAUUGUAGAACCCGAGAUUCUUCUUGAUGGGGACCACCCCAUCGAGCGGACACUUGAGGUGGCGGAGCGUGUAUGGUCGGAAGUUUUCUACUACUUAGCAGAAAACAAUGUUGUCUUUGAAGGAAUUCUGCUUAAGCCCAGCAUGGUCACACCAGGUGCCGAACACAAAGAGAAGGCUUCUCCAGAUACCGUUGCCAAUUAUACCCUCACCAUGCUUAGAAGGAGAGUGCCUCCUGCCGUUCCAGGAAUCAUGUUCUUGUCGGGUGGGCAAUCUGAAGCAGAGGCAACAUUGAACCUGAAUGCAAUGAACCAAACUCCCAACCCGUGGCACGUGUCUUUCUCAUACGCACGAGCAUUGCAGAACACAGUGCUCAAGACAUGGCAAGGGCGCCCCGAGAACAUUGAUGCUGCACAACAAUCACUUUUGAUACGUGCGAAGGCUAACUCGUUGGCUCAGCUCGGAAAAUACUCGGCUCAGGGCGAGAGUGACGAGGCUAAGAAAGGAAUGUUCGUAAAGGGCUACACAUACUAAGUUUGCCCUUCCGGGACUUUUCGUUUCUUGUUUGGCAUUUUCGUGAUGUAAAUUAUGUAAUGCUUGAAUAAUAUGAUAGUACUAAUAAGUUCCCGUAGAACGAUUUCCCGAGCUUUGGCCUUUAAAAGGUGGAGUUGGUGAAGUUGAGGGAAUAGUUGCUUGUUCUUUUUGUUUCUAGUUGUUGAACUGAAACAUUCGGUUUGAACCAUGAUUUUGAUCAUAUUUUCUGUGAUUUUGACAAU